This is a messenger RNA of Seminavis robusta, 1600 nucleotides long. The record is from the annotation of a GenBank genome assembly. NCBI's taxonomy places the organism in Eukaryota, Bacillariophyta, Bacillariophyceae, Naviculales, Naviculaceae.
GGCAGACGGUGGAUCUUUCAAAGACAGCCCCAACUUCACAACUUCACAACCCGACAACCACGAAACGACCCUUUGUUCACUUUCAAUCAUCACAAGGCACCGUGACAAGGACAGAUACAACAACAGCUAAUCAACCAAUCAAUCAAUCAAUCAACUCCUACUAGUACUACUAAUAAGAGCAAGCAUGGGAGGCAAGAAAGGAGGAGGCGGUGGUGGCGCCAACGUCAACUCCAAGAGUGCUGUAGGGCGAGCCAAAAAGGCCGAGAAUGAAGCCGUCAAGAAAGCCGCCGAACGCGAAAAGCAAGCAGCCGCCGAAGCCGAGGAUUGGCAAAAGGGUGCCAAUGUCAAGAAGCAAAGCCGCAGCGAAGAAGCUGCGUUAAAGGCAGACGAGGCGGCUCGAAAGCGACGUGAAAAGCAAGAACUAUUGGAAGCCGAAGAAGCCGACAUGGGAGCUCGUCGCGCCAGUGCCAUUAAAAAGCCAGGACCGACAGCGGGGUCCAAAAAGAAGAACAAGAAAAAGGACGAUCUGUCCUUGCUAGAAGAUGCGCUCGUCAGUUCCGCCGAUAAGAAAGUGAAAAAGAAACGAGAAGAAACGCUCAAGAAACAACAAGAACAAAAGGAACAGCAAGAAAAGGCUGCCGCCAAACGACAAGGAGAAAGUGCAUCGGCGGACGAUCCAUUAAUGGCCAAUACAGCCGCCAUGAUUGGUAGUACUGCCGAUGCCGAAGAAGUCGGUCGACAAGCCAACAAGGCACGCAUGGAGGCGGAUGGAGCCAGUGGUCUGGAUGGGGCAUUGCAAUCCUUGGAUAUCAAGAUACCCACGGAUGCCAAAUCGGCCAAAGCGCUCUAUUUGGAAUUCGAGGCACGGAUGCUGCCGGAAAUGAAAGAAGAUUAUCCGGGUCUGAGACUGUCGCAAUACAAGGAAAAAAUAUUCCAAUUAUGGAAGAAGAGUCCAGAGAACCCUGCCAAUAUGCAACCGUUAUCGUAACAGCGUCAUGCAAACGACAACUCGCUCUAAUUCAUUCAGUGCUUUGGGUACGGUCCGUGUGAGGGCGACAGUAAUCUGAAAAAGGUCUCGCUUGACGCCCUGAAUUGUUGACCCCCGGGAUGACUAAUAUGUUACGACCCAGGAACGCCACAACAUGCAGAAUGGCUGAAGUGAAGAUAAACUAAGAGCAGAAUUCCAACCCCCUUUUGGUCGUGAAGGGAUGAUUGAUGAGUCAUUCCAAUGCGCACCGUUCUCGUUGCUAAUUAAUACCACCUUAGCGCCCAAACAUUCGAGAGCCUCCACAGCCCCCAAGCCAGACGAUGGACGGCCUUGGCAGUUGUGUGUUUUGUUGUUUGUUUCCAUUCCUACGGUGCCGGGGUGCUCUUCAUCUAAACCGUACUAGUACCUCUGAUUUCGUCUCUAGUUUACGUUCUUGACGUUCAAUUCUGUGCGAGGCCGCGUGUCCCCAGUCAGCGGGGGCUGGAUCUACGUACUGUCUCAGCUUUCCCAUUUGCUAUCAUAGCAUCGUUUGGCGACUCGACUCUGAGGUUGCCUUACUAUUGCCUAACUAAUCACGAGCACAACACGAACUAACAAAAAGCUACCGGGAAA